UUUCACUCCCUGUAGCCAACAUGGCAGUCGGCAAGAAUAAGAGGCUGACCAAAGGCGGCAAAAAGGGUGCCAAAAAGAAGAUUGUGGACCCUUUCUCCAAAAAGGACUGGUACGAUGUCAAGGCGCCGGCCAUGUUCAUCAUCCGCAAUCUUGGCAAGACAUUGGUCACCAGGACUCAGGGAACCAGAAUCGCCUCUGAUGGUCUGAAGGGUCGCGUGUUUGAAGUGAGCCUCGCUGACCUGCAGAACGACGAGGUGGCCUUCCGCAAGUUUAAGCUGAUCACGGAGGAUGUGCAGGGCAAGAACUGCCUCACCAACUUCCACGGCAUGGACCUGACCCGUGACAAGAUGUGCUCUAUGGUCAAGAAAUGGCAGACGAUGAUCGAGGCCCACGUGGAUGUGAAGACGACGGACGGCUACCUGCUGCGUCUCUUCUGCGUGGGCUUCACCAAGAAGCGCACCAACCAGAUCCGCAAGACUUCCUACGCCCAGCACCAGCAGGUGCGCCAGAUCCGCAAGAAGAUGAUGGAGAUAAUGACCCGCGAGGUGCAGACUAACGACUUGAAGGAGGUCGUCAACAAGCUGAUCCCUGACAGCGUUGGCAAGGACAUCGAGAAGGCCUGCCAGUCCAUCUACCCUCUGCACGACGUCUACGUCCGCAAGGUCAAAAUGCUCAAGAAGCCCAAGUUUGAACUGGGCAAACUGAUGGAGCUCCACGGCGAAGGCAGUUCUGGCAGCGCCACCAAAGCAGCUGGAGACGACACCGGAGCCAAGGUGGAGAGGGCUGACGGUUACGAGCCCCCCAUCCAGGAGACAGUCUAAAAAAAUAACCACCCUGACAGAUUUAAUAAUUAAAAAAAAUGACCAACAUUGA
Phycodurus eques (leafy seadragon) is the source of this 873-nucleotide messenger RNA. RefSeq names its product ribosomal protein S3A (gene rps3a). The record is from RefSeq and is a predicted model, not a curated record. Lineage: Eukaryota; Metazoa; Chordata; Actinopteri; Syngnathiformes; Syngnathidae. The coding region runs from base 21 to 821 and encodes 266 amino acids. Gene Ontology annotation, molecular function: structural constituent of ribosome. The transcript is spliced from 6 exons. Gene Ontology annotation, biological process: translation. Gene Ontology annotation, cellular component: cytosol; ribosome.